Messenger RNA from Stegastes partitus (bicolor damselfish), 1326 nucleotides. RefSeq names its product protocadherin beta-14-like. Gene Ontology annotation, molecular function: calcium ion binding. NCBI's taxonomy places the organism in Eukaryota, Metazoa, Chordata, Actinopteri, Pomacentridae. Gene Ontology annotation, cellular component: plasma membrane. The record is from RefSeq and is a predicted model, not a curated record. Gene Ontology annotation, biological process: homophilic cell-cell adhesion. The transcript has 2 exons. The coding region runs from base 1 to 1326 and encodes 441 amino acids.
AUGAGACGGCAAGUACUGCUUUUCAUCUCCGUCCUUUUUGUCAGUCCUGUGCUCGGGCAGGUCAGCUACUCCAUUAACGAGGAAAUGUCGGUGGGCUCGGUAGUUGGAAGGAUAGCAGAGGAUUUGGGUUUAGAUGUAGAACGACUGAAAUCACGCAAGGCUCGUGUCUUUUUUGGUGAUAGCAGAGAAUAUAUUGAGCUGAAUAAAGAUAGGGGAGUCCUCCUAAUCAAAGAGAGAAUAGACAGAGAGACCUUCUGCGGCCAGACAGUACCUUGUGCUAUGCACUUUCAAAUUAUCUUAGAAAAACCCGUUGAAUUUUACAGAAUAAUCGUCGAGAUCGUAGACAUAAAUGAUAACCCCCCCGUCUUUGAGAAAGGCGAUAUUAGAUUUAAAAUAAGCGAGUCUGCAGUGACCGGAUCGAAAUUUGAUUUAGAAGGGGCGGUGGAUUUAGAUGUUGGAAUAAAUGGUCUCCAAACCUACAUCCUGAAACCGACUGAUAACUUUGCUUUGAAACUACAUAAUCAAGCAGACGGUUCGAGGAACGUGGAGAUGAUUUUAAAACAGCCUCUUGACAGAGAGAAAAGCGAACAUUUGUCGUUAGUGCUAACGGCAGUCGAUGGAGGAGAACCUCAAAUGUCUGGAACAAUGCAAAUCCUCAUCACGGUGUUAGACGCCAAUGAUAAUGCACCUGUUUUCACAAAGUCUGUAUAUAAAGCCACCGUUGCAGAAAAUUCACCAAAAGGAACAGUAGUGACGACAGUUAGUGCGUCAGAUGCUGAUCAUGGAUCGAAUGGAAGAAUAACAUACUCCAUCAGAAACACUUUAGAUAAUGUCAGACAUUUGUUUGAAGUAAAUGAACAUACUGGCGAAGUUAGAUUAAUUGGAAAUAUAGACUAUGAGAAGUCACGAAAUUAUCAAAUCAAUUUACGUGCAAGUGACGACGGCGGUCUAACAGACACAUGCAAAGUAAUAGUUGACAUUACAGACAUUAAUGACAAUUAUCCCCUAAUUAGUGUAAUGUCGGAAACAAAUAUUAUAUCUGAAGAUGUCAAAAGCCAGACUGUCAUAACAAUAAUUAAUAUUCAAGACAUAGACGACGGUGAGAAUGGCAAAGUCAAAUGCACAAUAAAUGAAAAUAUUCCGUUCUCUUUGAAGUCUACAGAAAAUAAUUUCUACAGUUUAGUGACAGACAGUGAUUUAGACAGAGAGAGAGCCUCUGAAUAUAACAUCAGUGUGACCUGCUCUGAUGAGGGAGUGCCCUCCCUCUCCAGCAGCGUCACUCUCACCUUACAGAUCUCUGAUGUCAAUGACAACUACCUUGGAUAG